AUGGAUCACCGACCACAAGCAUGGGGCCGACCCAGAGACGAUGUCUACGGAGCAUACGACGCCUCCUUCAUGGCUAACAACGGCCCUACCACACAUACUCAACAACCCAUUGUCACAGGAACCUCCGUUGUGGCCCUCAAGUUCAAAGACGGUGUCGUCAUUGCCGCCGACAAUCUCGCAUCAUACGGCUCCCUCGCCCGCUUCACCGACGUCAAGCGUCUCCGUCCCUUCGCCAACGCCUCAGUCGUUGGUUUCAGCGGCGACAUCUCGGACAUGCAAUACCUCGACAGACACCUAACUGACCUCGCCCUCACUGAGGCCUACGAUUCUCCCGACUCCGCUCGCCUCAACGCCUCCAACCUCCACCGCUACCUCUCCAAGCUGCUCUACCGUCGACGAUCCAAGUUCGAUCCCCUAUGGAACCACCUGCUCGUCGCCGGUCUGGACGACAAGGGUGCUCCUUUCCUGGCCGCCGCAGACCUUCUUGGAACGACGUACUCUGCACCAAGUCUGGCUACGGGAUUCGGCGCCAUGCUCGCUCAGCCAAUUAUGCGUCGCCACGCCCCCGAUGAGGAGUCCGUUGCAAAGCUGACCCGCGAGGAGGCCGUCAACAUCGUCAAGGAGUGCAUGAAGGUUCUUUUCUACAGAGAUGCCAGGAGUUUGGACAGCUACUCGUUGGCUGUAGUUACCAAGGACGGCGUGGAUAUUAAGAACGAUGAAAAAUUGGAAGACCAGAGCUGGGCUUUUGCGGAGAGAAUCAAGGGCUAUGGAACUCAGACGGUUUGA
Pochonia chlamydosporia 170 is the source of this 786-nucleotide messenger RNA. RefSeq names its product 20S proteasome subunit. Gene Ontology annotation, cellular component: proteasome core complex. The coding region runs from base 1 to 786 and encodes 261 amino acids. The record is from RefSeq and is a predicted model, not a curated record. The transcript has 3 exons. Lineage: Eukaryota; Fungi; Ascomycota; Sordariomycetes; Hypocreales; Clavicipitaceae.